CAUCUGCAGUUCCUACUAUCUCCUAUUCCUUGUUGCUCCCCCUUUUGGAUGGUUUCCUGUACCAUGGUGGAAUGGUCAGUUUGGGUCCCCUCACAGUCACACUCUCCUAUUCCUGACCACUGACCAACAAUAAAUGCUUUUCUUUAGGUUUAACGGCUCUGAGAAGUGAUGAAGUUAUCGAUCUGAUGAUCAAGGAAUACCCGACCAAAUAUGCUGAAUAUGCUGUGGUUCUGCAGGACAGAGAGCGGCAGCAGAUCACUGAUCGCUACAAGGAAUACUCGCAAAUGCAGUUGCAAAACACGCAGAAGGUUGAGCCCAGUAAAGUUCCAGAAUAUAUCAAGAAAGCUGCAAAGAAAGCUGCGGAGUUCAACAGUAAUUUCAACAGGGAACGGAUGGAGGAAAGGCGAGCUUACUUUGAUUUGCAGACACAGGUAAUCCAGGUGCCACAGGGGAAAUACAAAGUUGUUCCACCAGAGAGGACAAAAGUUGGGGCUUAUCCAGUUGCUCUCAUACCAGGCCAAUUUCAGGAAUAUUACAAAAGGUACUCUCCCAAUGAGUUGCGUUACCUACCUGUAAACACAGCCUUGUAUGAGCCACCUCUGGACCCAGAAUUGCCAGCACCCGACAGUGAUGGAGAUUCUGAUGAUGCAGAAGACGGGCAUGCUGAGGAUGAACGAAAGGAAGACAAAGGCUUUUCAGAUACCUCUUCUGGGAGCACAACAGAUGGUGAAAGCCCUAUUGAACAUCAAGAUGAUUCCUCACAGGGAAAGCAGACACCAAAAGAAAAAGGAACACGGCCAUGGAAAGAUGCAAAACGAAGUGUGACACCCAAAUCAGUUACUGGGUACAAGGUAGAAGAUAAAAGCCCCUGAGACUUCAUUUCUGAUGAACCUCUCCCUCAUUUUUUUUGUUGUACUGGGUAGAAUUGGUCAGCCUGUACUAGCCACAGUCCACUAAUGCAUCUCCUGCUAUUUCUCGCCUCUGCUUCCUUACCUUACCCUGUUUUAUUUCAUCUGACACUCACUGGUGAAGUUAUCUGAAUUCUUUUUUAUCUACUGGAACGGAAUUAGGCUUGUAUCUUGUUCCCCUGGGGCUUGCUAUUCUCCGCUAAAGCUACUGCUCUCUUUUUAUACACAUCUGUACUACAUGUCACACUUAAUUACUAACUUUAUUAUUGUUCGAUUCUGCUGAUUCUAUUGCUAAAGACCAUACUUUAUAUAAAAAGUCAAAGUUGUAUUUUUGACUAUUUUUGAAAUGCUUUUGUGUUUUGAUUUAUAUUUCCAUGCAGCCUGGUAUGUUUACAUUUUUUUCUAGUUUCAACAUCUACCAUCAGAUGUUUUAGUCCAGUGAUGUGUUUUAUGCACGUAAUGUUCAAUAGAACAACUGGCUUCAGAAUGUCCUUGGACUACUGGAGUCUUCAGAAUUUAAAGAUUCCGGUUGUCUGGUACUUGGAACAACACUACUACAAGUGAUUUACUAUAAUAUCCAAUGAGCAUUAACUGAAACUUGGCAAAUGUCUAUCUCUGGCCAAACAAUAACUGUUUUAGCACUCAGUUUUACCUCUUAACCAAAAAAAUGUGUUCUACUAAAUUAUAAAUAUAUAUAUUUUAUGUUCAAUUUCUGCCCAGCAAUGACCUGGUUUAGGAGAAGAGUAGCUUGUCAUUGUUAUUAGCUCCUUUAUAGAUGAAGUAUUAAUUACAUCUGAGGUUUAACUAUUGUUGCCCCAGGUGAGUCUCAGCCUAUGUGAGGGCUUGAGAGUAAAUCUCAUUCAUUUGUUUACUUCUCUUAUUUUCACGCCAGCCUUAGAAUAAAAAAUUAGGAUGAAGUGUGAGCUUUACUGGAGUUUAGAGUUUGUGAUUUAUUCUUAUUAGUCAGUAGGAGGGAGAAUACUUAUUCCUUAGACCUUGAAGAUUUUUAAAAACGAAGUUAUUACAGAAUUUUUAUUUAGUAUCAGCUUUCAAGGCUGCUUCAUUGCAUUUUGUUCCAUUUACGUGCACAUUUAACAGAAAGUGUAUCAAGGCUUAUAAACAAAAUGGAGGCCUGGAAGCAGCUAUCCCCAUUGUGGGGUUCUGAUGCUCUUCUAGUUUGCAAACAUCAUCUACAGCCCAGGCUGGAAUUACCCCUCGGAAAUAGAUUCAGUGUAGUUUCUUUUGGUGAUGUCAAAAUGAACAUCAGUGAUUUGUGAAGAAAGGUUAACAAAUUAAUCACUGACAAUUACUGAGUAAUAAUUGACAGUGAAUUAUCAAGAAGCAAAAUAUUACACAAGUUCUGGUAACAUGACUCAAUUUUGGAAGAAAAAAGUACUCAAUUUGGCAAUGCUUAUUCAGGCUAGAUGAAAUACUUUUUCCUGUAUCGUAACAGACCUGCUGAGUAUUACAUGCCAUCCAGGAGGUCCCAAGUUUGAUCACUUGGCUAUGUUGAGUUAGCUAACCUUAACAGGGCCUAUUGUAGGGGUGAUAGUUCCUAGGAUUGGUCUCAACUGUACAGGCCAAGAAGGGGAAUGUCAGCCAUAGGAUUCUACCUCCUGAUCCUUAGGACAACAGCUGUGGCCUGUGAAGGUCAUAUCUAUCGCUGGCAAUUAAUUCAAUUACCAAAUUGCCUAUGAAUGCAGAGUGAGUCAAUGUUUUCAAGUGGGAAGAGAAGAUUUGUAGGGAAAACUUCAGAUAUUUGGCUGCAUUUGUGCUAAAAUACAAACAAAAUGAUCCUGUUUGCAUUUGACACAACAAUUGAGCAGCAUCCCUGCUUUCCUGGGAAGAGCAGCAAAAUUUGGUUACUACAUUUCUUUUAAAUAUGAUCAGUGUAUUCUUGGGAGAAUUAUUUUCACUGAGCAGUUAAGGUGACCUCAUUUAUUAAGUUUGUGAAUGUGUUUUUUUUAUUAAGUUCACUGUGAAUUAGUAUUUUAGUGCUCUAUCCUUUUUGCAAGAUUUAAUGAAAAAUAAUCUUGAUGCUUUUAUUUGAGGUAACAAGGUGUAGAGCUGGAUGAACACAGCGGGCCAAGCAGCAUCAGAGGAGCAGGAAGGCUGACGUUUCGGGCCUAGACCCUUCAUCAGAAA
Rhincodon typus (whale shark) is the source of this 3053-nucleotide messenger RNA. RefSeq names its product PHD finger protein 10. The transcript has 5 exons. The coding region runs from base 186 to 872 and encodes 228 amino acids. The record is from RefSeq and is a predicted model, not a curated record. NCBI's taxonomy places the organism in Eukaryota, Metazoa, Chordata, Chondrichthyes, Orectolobiformes, Rhincodontidae.